Spodoptera frugiperda (fall armyworm) is the source of this 3401-nucleotide messenger RNA. RefSeq names its product beta-alanine transporter. Gene Ontology annotation, molecular function: transmembrane transporter activity. The transcript is spliced from 12 exons. The coding region runs from base 452 to 2647 and encodes 731 amino acids. Gene Ontology annotation, biological process: transmembrane transport. The record is from RefSeq and is a predicted model, not a curated record. NCBI's taxonomy places the organism in Eukaryota, Metazoa, Arthropoda, Insecta, Lepidoptera, Noctuidae. Gene Ontology annotation, cellular component: membrane.
UAAUUUAAACAUUUUGAAAGACAGACGUGUGUUGCUAAUAUUUUUAUUUAAAACAGUUAUCGUAAUAAUCAAAAGAAAAUCGUAUUCACAGUGAUUUCGGAAAAAAACAAUAAAUAAAUAUUUAUGUCUUAAAAAUACUAUUAAUAUUAAAAUUAAGUGCCAAUAACACGUUAUUAAUAAAUCAAUAUUAUGUUUAGGAAUACUAAAUAAUUGUUAUAAUGUGUUAAUUCGCAAAAAUAAUAUCAUAAUACAGCAAUAAAAUAACGAGAGUGUCAUAAAUAACAUAACAGGUCCCAAUAAAUAAAAAUAAUAACUAAUAUCAAUAAAUAACAGGUCGAGAACUAUCGAAUAAAAAAAAAUUACGUUUUUUUAAUAAAAUGUCAAGUUUAAGUUUCGAACGAGCGGGAAUUAGUUCGAUAUUUGAAAAAGUGUUGAAGAUAGUGAGGUGACUAUGACGUGGACUAAAGAGCUAGACGAGGCCGCGGUACUGGCCACAAAGACUGGCCAUUGGCAUGUGGUGCUGUUCUAUUUACUCUGUGGACUGGCGGCCAUACCUACUUCAUUCCUAGUAUUUUCUCAGGUCUUUACAAAUGCAACACCAGAACAUUGGUGCGCCCCACCACCAGAACUGGAUCACCUAGGAUUACCAGACCAGCUGCUUCGCUCCCUAACAAUACCAGGAGAGCAGGGAACGUACGAGUCAUGCACAGCGUACGAUAUAGACCGCAAGGAGUUACGAGAAGCGCUCGGAGAUUUCAUCGUCGAAAGGACAGUGACGACUAAGGAAGGCAAUGCUUUCCAUACACUGCAGAUAUAUCAGCUGGUCUCUGUUAGCGAUGAACGCCAGAAAGAAUUGAUAUCAAACGUCACCAGCGCGGUGCUCUCAGUGAGGAGGAACACUACAUCACCAUGUGCCAAUGGCUGGCGGUUCAGCACGGAACAGUACCAGGAUACCCUCGUCACUGAUUUCUCCCUAGUCUGCGACAUGGACUGGCUUCCAAGAAUGUGCAACACUCUGUUUUGGGUGGGAUCCAUCUUUGGGAACCUCUUCUUUGGAUGGAUGUCGGAUAGAUACGGCCGUCGCCCCACAAUCCUACUGAUGGUAUUCCUGGAAGUUCCUCUGGCAAUAGCAUCAUCAUUCGCGACGUCGUUCUGGACAUAUGUAGGGCUGAGAGUGGCUGGUGGACUGUUCUUCCCAGCUCUGUACCAGCUGCCGUUUAUAUUGGCACUGGAGCUGAUGCCGCCUGGACAGAGGAAUCAUACAGGUAUUGUGGUAGGCAUGCUGUUUGCCAGCGGCAUGUGUCUGCUAUCACUCCUGGCGUACGCUGUGCAGGACUGGUACCACCUGUCUUUAGUCACUACGUUACCUUUCAUACUCCUUUACGGAUAUUAUUGGCUAAUACCAGAAUCUCCAAGAUGGUUAGUCGGCAGAGGCCGAAUAGCUGACGCUGAGAAAGUCCUCAGGAAUCUCGCCAGGAAAAAUGGCAUCAUAUUAGAAAGAGGAUUUUUGUUAGAAUUACACAAAAAAAUAAAAGAGGAAGAAGAAGAAAUGCAAGAAGAACUAGCAACAAUGUCCAACAUGAACGGACACAUCGCUGGGUACACAGAAGUACCAGAGAAAGACGAAGCUCUAGACAGAAGAAUAAGUAACAUGCUGACAUUCAAACCAGACUUAACAAGAAUAUCAGAAACAGACGAAGCCAACAAGAGCAAUUUAGAAAAGAUAAUAGCACUAGAAGUAGCAGAAAUCGUGAAUAAGAAGUCAAGAUUAAAGAGAGAAGAGAAAGAAGAAGAUAAGGACCCAAAUGCGACUGAAACUACAAAUCUGAAUGCGGACCAUCAGCAGAAAGCGACACAGACUGAGUUUACCAAAUCACCAGCGAGUACUUUACGAAGAAAGUCUAUACAGUUAGUCAGUAAGAUAUUUAUACAAGGGGACGUUGAGGAUGUAAUAGAGAACAAACGAAUGGAUGAUCAGAAUUCUGAAGGAGACUGUAAGGCGUCUCCGCUGGAUGUGUUUCGGUAUCCGAACAUACGGAAGAAGUUCUUCAUACUGACGUUUGAUUGGGUCGCGCUUGGAGUUGUGUAUAACAGUAUGAGUUACAAUACUCCCAAUUUGGGCGUUAACGACUAUUUGGCUUUUUUCAUUGGUGGUGCCGUAGAGAUCCCAUCGUACUUCAUAGCGUGGCGCUGCAUGGAGCGGUUCGGCCGCCGCUGGGUGCUCUGUAUCUUCAUGUGUGUCGGGGGUGUCGCUUGCAUCAGCUGCGUCCUUGUGCCUGAAUCGUGGCCAUGGAUAACAGUAUCCCUCUCGAUGCUGGGACGUCUAUUCGCCGCGUCAUCAUUCGCUGUAUUCUACGUCCUGAUCGGAGAGUUACUACCAACAGUGCUGAGAGCCCAGGCCAUGGGAGCUGCGUCAUUUAUAUCUGGAUUGGGGUUACUAGCCUGCCCAUAUAUUGUGCACUUGGCUGUAUACUCCAGAGCCUUGCCGCUUACAAUAAUGGGAGUGUUGAGUGUGAUGGGAGGCGUCACCUCCCUGUUCCUGCCAGAAACCUUGAACCAGCCACUGCCGCAGACCCUGGGAGAUGGCGAGACCUUCGGAAGAGACUUCAAAAUAUUCAGCUGUGUGGAAAGACCGAGGGAAAAGUGAUGUGUCAAGUUUGUGAACUUUUGGUGCAGAAAAUGAUACAACGACGUCACAAAUUGCAAAUGUAUAUACGUAUAUGUAGAUGGAUGAAGAUAUCGUCUUGGUUGUUUAUUUUACUAUAAAAUGAAUUUCUGUUUGUUGGUCUCGCUUAAGUCAAAAAUAGGUGGACCGAUUUGGCUAAUUUUGUUCUUGAAUCAUUUAGGGAACGUUUAAAAAGUGAAAAAAAUUUUUUAGAGUUAAGACGAAAAUUGCCAGGUCGACUAGUUUUGAAUAAUUCAGUUUAUUUAACAGUGGUAUAGUUCUUACAAAUUGUGUUCGCUUUCUUUUAUAAAAACUGUUUUUGCAAGAACCUUAAUUAACACACUUCAAUUAAAGUAGAAAAACUGAAAUGAAAUCGAAAUAUAGAGAAAAGCAUGAGCUAAGCAAAUAUUGUUAACAUAAAGAAAAUAGACACAUACGACGAUAAAAUGGUUUAUACAAAUAUAAAUCUUAACAAUGUAAUAAUAUAAGAAGUGUAAAUAACACAACAAGAAAUUGAAGUCACAAAGUUUAAUAAGAAAUACACACAAACUCUCACACAGCUAAGAAUUCACGUCACAAUUGUUUAGAACUUUAAAUUUAAAUGUGUUACUUUAGAUAAAGUGUGUGUUCGUAGGAUAUUGAAUGUAAACUAAACUAUAAAUAUAAGGCACAAGUACAAAAGCGAAAUAUGUAAAUAACAUAAACUUGUAAAUAUUAAAACUAAUUUUAUAUCGUA